Molecule: messenger RNA, 1275 nt
Organism: Closterium sp. NIES-65
Lineage: Eukaryota; Viridiplantae; Streptophyta; Zygnematophyceae; Desmidiales; Closteriaceae
Source: the annotation of a GenBank genome assembly
AUGCUUCCCCUCCCUUCCCCCCCUAAUUCCCCUCCUUUCCCCCCCCUGCUUCCCCUCCUUUUCUCCACUGCCUCCCCUCCUUUCCCCCUGCUUCCCCUCCUUUCCCUCUCUGCUCCCCCUCCUUUCCUCCCUUGCUUCCCCUCCGUUCCCCCCUUGCUUCCCCUCCUUUCCGCCCCUGUUUCCCCUCCUUUCCCCCCUUCCUUCGCCUCCUUUCCCCCCAUGCUUCCCCUCCUCUCCCCCCCUCCUUCCCUUCCAUUGCCCCCUUGCUUCCCCUCCUUUUUCCCCUUGCUCCCCCUCUUUUCCCCCCUUUCUCCCAUGCUAACCCCCUGUUCCCUCCCUCGUCCUAUCUCCUCACUUGCACCCUUCCUCUCUUCCGCACUCCCCCCUUUCCUCUCUGUCCCACCUUUCCUCCCUUGCUUCCCCUCAUUUCCUCCCGUGCUUCCCCUCAUUUCAUCCCGUGCUUCCCCUCAUUUCCUCCCGUGCUUCCCCUCAUUUCCUCCCGUGCUUCCCCUCAUUUCAUCCCUUGCUUCCCCUCAUUUCCUCCCGUGCUUCCCCUUAUUUCCUCCCGUGCUUCCCCUCAUUUCCUCCCAGAGGGAAGGGGAUGGGGGGAAGCAGGGAAGGGGAUGGGGGGAAGCAGGGAAGGGGAUGGGGGGAAGCAAGGAAGGGGAUGGGGGGAAGCAGGGAAGGGGAUGGGGGGAAGCAGGGAAGGGGAUGGGGGGAAGCAGGGAAGGGGAUGGGGGGAAGCAAGGAAGGGGAUGGGGGGAAGCAGGGAAGGGGAUGGGGGGAAGCAGGGAAGGGGAUAGGGGGAAGCAGGGAAGGGGGCCGGGGGAACGGGGGCAAAUGACGGGGAGAGAGCUGGAGGGAGGAUGGUACUAUGCCAUCUCAUCCCAUGCUCCAUCCCUCCAUCGCACACAAUCCCUCCAUCUCACACCAUCACCCAAUUUCAAAUCACCCCCCCGUCUCACACAAUCCAUCCAACCCCCUCCCAUCCAACACCAUCUUUCAAACCCCCUCUGUCCAUCCCUCUCUCUCCCUCCUCCUCUCUCCCUCCCCCUCUCUCCCUCCCCCUCUCUCCCUCCUCCUCUCCCCCUCCCCCUCGUUCCCUCCCCCACUGUCUCCGUCCCUCUCUCCCUCCCCCUCUCCCUCCCCCUCUCUCCCUCCCCCUCUCCUCCUCCCCCUCUCACCCUCCUCCUCUGUCCCGUGUAUGUGGGGUGGAGGAGGGCGGGUAUGUCGGGGGGAGGAGGACGGGUAUGUGGGGGGGAGGAGGGCGGGUAG